This is a messenger RNA of Mastomys coucha (southern multimammate mouse), 2139 nucleotides long. Its product is annotated as stabilizer of axonemal microtubules 1-like. NCBI's taxonomy places the organism in Eukaryota, Metazoa, Chordata, Mammalia, Rodentia, Muridae. The record is from RefSeq and is a predicted model, not a curated record. Gene Ontology annotation, biological process: microtubule anchoring. Gene Ontology annotation, molecular function: microtubule binding. Gene Ontology annotation, cellular component: centriole; sperm flagellum; axonemal microtubule. The transcript has a single exon. Bases 331 to 1734 code for a protein of 467 amino acids.
UUCCGGAGGCUUUAGGGGAGCCGGCCAACUGCUUUAGAUACUUGGUCCUGGCCACGGAGAAGACUGCUCUGCUGUGCUGCUCUGGCGCUGAGAAGCAGAGGUGGGCCCGCCCCUACCGCGGGUGGGGUGGGUGAAUCUUGCUGGAUCAAGGCAAGUUUCAGAAAGGAAACGGCAAGCGAAUUGUACAAGCGGGCCACUUAAGUUUUCUUUCACGAAGAGACCCGCAUCUUGCCAAGCUUCUUGAGGCUUGGUGACCCUCACAGCAGACCGGUUGUGGGGUCCAUGAAGAGGCUCAUGUUCAGAAGUAUGACCUGAGGUGAUGUCAGGAGAAUGGCUCUCAUGAAUAAGAAGUGCAUCUGUGAGCUUUGCUCCUGCGGCAGGCAUCACUGCCCACAUCUCCCUACCAAGAUUUAUGAGAAGACAGAGAAACCAUGUUUUUUCUCCGAAUACACGGAGAAGUAUCCUACCUAUCAUUCUUAUAUGGCCCGAGAGUCCUUCAAACCCAAGGUCGAGUACCAGAAAGUAGAUAUACCAAUGGAAGGCCUGUCCACAACAAAGAGAGACUUUGGGGCUUACGACAUAGUACCGGUGAAACACCAUCUUCCCGAGAAGGUCGCUCCAAUUCAAGAAGAAAUGGAUUUCCUCACAACGUAUAAUCAACACUACCACUACUGCCCUGCCAGUCGAGUGAGCCUCAUCAAACCUCGAGACAACAGACAAAAAUGUAAUGACAAAAUGGAGUGUGUGCCUACGUACAAAGCUGAUUAUUUACCUUGGAACCAACCAAAAAGAUCCUUGAUUCUUCCACCACCACAAUCAUUAUACCAUCCUGGGUCCUGUAGGUUUGAUCAUAGAACCACACACCAGGACGAUUAUCCCAUAAAAAGUCCUGUGGAUAUUGUGAGCUACAAACCUCCACCUGGGCCCAAGCUCUGCAACCUCCCCUUGGAGAGUAUGACAAGCUACAGAUCGAGCUAUGUGGCCCAUCCGGUGGAGAAGUGGUGUGUGUACGAGGGAGAGAAGUAUAAACCAUGUGAAAUUCCUUUUGAUGGCCUUACCACCCACAGAGAUUCCUACAAGGGUUUGAUGGGGGAGCCAGCCAAGAGCUGGAAGCCUGCACCAAAUCACCCUGGGCUAGAUAUACCUUUUGCGUCCAACACUGAAUUUCGAGAAAAAUUUCUAGCUUGGCCAACACCCAAGAUUAUUCCCAAAGAUCCCAUUCCCUACAUCCCUCCUGAAGGGAAGAUGGAUCUUCUGACAACUACGCAAGUCGAUUACCAGUACCCCAAAGGUGCUCCUGCUCAGUCCUUCAGGCCAGUCAUCCAUUUGAAGAAGAGUGAGCGAUUUGAAGGCUCCACCACCAACAAAGAGGAUUACAAACACUGGGCUAACAUCCGCAGAGAGCCAGUCAAACCUGCUCCCCAGCUGAAGUUCCCUGAUGAACCUAUGGAUUACAUGACCACCAAUCGUGCCCACUAUGUGCCCCAUGCACCAGUCAAUACCAAAAGCUACAAGCCAACCUGGUCUGGCCCUUGUGUAAACAUCCCAAUAGAAGGUCAGACCACCUACUCUACUACUUUUACUCCUAAGGAAAUUAAAAGGUGCCCAGCUUCAUACUCUGAACCCCCUGGCUACAUCUUUGAAGAGGUGGAUGCUUUAGGGCACAGGGUGUACAGGCCGGUUUCCCGAGCAGCUUCUCAGGAAAGCAACCAUCUUGGCUUUGGUGAUGCAUAAAGAAUUAGCAGUCCCAGCCUGUCAUUGAAAAAUGGUUGUUUAGAAAUUGAAACUGCACAGCACACUAAAAGCAAAUGAUUGAGGAUUAUUAAGUGAACAAAAAGAAUUCCCCAAAAUGAGAACAACACAAACCAAACAAACUUCAUCAUCAAUUUCAGGACACUUGAAUGGAAUAAGAGUCACCUAAAGAAAAUGACAUGGAGCCAGCAGAUCGACUCCUUCUAACCCUUCCUUGACUGUACCUCCCCACCCCCAUCAACAUUCCUUGUUUUGUGCACAUGAAAUGCACACAUGUGAGACCAUGCAAAGCUGGUCUCAAAAUGUUUUUCUGAUCUAGGUGUAUUUUAUUAAUUUGAUCAUUUGCCAAGAUUGAAGUGUCAAUAAUAAAAUUUAUAUUGGGGAAAA